UUCUCACUAUAGGGAAGAAAAAAAAAACAGUUUACGUUAACCUUCAAUUUCCUAUCCUCAACUUCCUUGCUUUGAUCCAAAACCCCCUUUUGCAAUUUAGGAGAGAGAGAGUAAGUAAGAGAUAUUACCCAAAUCGCAUAUUCUUUUUUUCCUAAAUCCAAAAAUUUCGGAACUUUUAUGCCAGGUUCCUCUCAAUUCUCCUUUUACGUCGCUUUUAAUUAUUUUUUGUUUGUUUUUGCUCUCCCUCUCAAUUUCUCUCUCUUCAAUCCGCUCUUAAUUAUAAUUUUAUCCAAGUUUUGUUGGUCUUAUAAAAAAGUUCGAUUUUUUUAGGGUUUUGCCAUUUUUUUCUCGUGUUUUUUGAAUUAUUAUGUUCAGAGAUUCUUCAAAGCUGAUGGCAACAGUAACAAUGGCAUCAGCUGCUGGUGCAGCUGCACUAUUGUAUUAUACUUUAAAUAAGAAAUUGCAAUCCGGGGCGGUCGAAAUUGACGAGGAAGAAAGCGUAGCGGUUGUCACCGGAAAUAAUGGUCCUUUAGGGAUAGAGAGGGUUUCCACUAGACUAAUUCGAGCCCCGGCAACGUGGCUGGAGACUAUUUCGACCUUAUCGGAAACCCUUCGGUUUACCUAUUCUGAGACUUUGGGGAAAUGGCCUAUUGGAGACUUGGCAUUUGGCAUUAGUUUUCUAUUGAAGAGGCAGGGGAACUUAUGUGUCCAGGAUGUAUUUGGAGGAAAUGACAGUGUACAAUUAAAGGGGCCUGAAUUAGCAGUAGAACUCAAAUAUCUAGUGAAUUUGCUAACUCUUUGCUGGCAUUUUUCCAAGAAGCCUUUCUCACUGUUUUUGGAGGAGACUGGCUAUACGGUAGAUGAUGUUCUUCUUCAGGAACCUAAAGCAGGGAUUUUGAAACCUGCAUUUACAAUUCUUGUAGAUCACAAAGCAAAGUGUUUACUAUUACUGAUUCGUGGAACUCACAGUAUCAAAGAUACUCUGACAGCUGUCACUGGCGCGGUUGUGCCAUUUCAUCAUACUGUUGUCCAUGAAGGAGGAGUAACCGAUUUAGUUUUAGGUUAUGCACACUGUGGAAUGGUUGCAGCUGCUCGAUGGAUCGCUAAGUUAGCAACACCCUGUGUUAUCAAAGCUCUUGACGAACAUCCUGAUUAUAAAUUAAAGAUUGUAGGGCACUCUCUUGGUGGGGGGACUGCCGCUCUUUUAACUUUCAUACUACGUGAGCAGAAGGAACUAUCUUCCACAUCAUGUGUAACAUUUGCUCCAGCGGCUUGCAUGACAUGGGAAUUGGCAGAAUCAGGCGUUGAUGUAAUUACUUCCAUUAUAAAUGGGGCUGAUUUAGUCCCAACCUUCUCAGCGGCAUCAGUAGACGAUUUGCGUGCAGAGGUGACAGCCUCUGCAUGGUUGAACGAUUUGAGGAAUCAAAUUGAGCAGACAAGGAUACUCAGCACUGUGUAUCGUUCUGCUUCAGCACUGGGUGCUAGCGCUAGAGCAAAAGUUGCCGGUGCUGGUGCUGUACUCCGACCAGUUUCCAGUGGUACUCAGGCUGUCAUGAGAAGAGCCCAGAGCAUGGCUCAUGCAGCAUUGAGACGCCCCACAGUGCUUUCUUCUUGGUCAUGCAUUGGACCUCGGAGACGUGCCAACGCUGUUCCAUCAAUUGCGCAAGAACAAUCCUCUGAAUUUGUUCCUAUGAGCACUGAGACUUCCGAACCUCUCAUUGCAUCUUCACGUGAAUCCACCUCCAAGACUCACAAACUUCCUUUAUCUUCAUCCGAGUGGAAUUCAGAGGUUGGAUGUUCUUAUUCCGAGACGAGACAUAUACAGAAUGAGUUGGAUGUUGAUGUUGAUGUUGCAGAUGGUGAGGACCUUAUUGAAAGCCCUAGAAAUGAAGAUCUAAUGACCGAAGUUGAGUUGUGGCAACAACUUGAGCACGAGCUUUAUGAUCGAGCUGAAGGAGAUGUUGAUGUGGAGAAGGAAAUAAGAGAAGAGGAAAAGGCGGCAAUGGAAGAGGUUGGCGCUACUCAACCUGAAGGCUCGGCCCCUGAAGCUAAAGAAGUGCAUAGAUUUUUCCCACCAGGAAAAAUAAUGCACAUCAUGAAUCUUCAAGAAGUUGCAGAGGAUGAAGUUGAAGAAGUUUCAUCGAGUGAUAGCGGAAGUAGGCAGUCAAUAGAGGGUAAAGUUGGGAUAUUCCUCACUCCGAGGGUAUUGUAUAGUAAAUUGAGGCUUUCACAUAGCAUGAUUAGCGAUCACUUGAUGCCCUUAUACAGAAGGCAGAUGGAAAAACUCAUCAGGGAAUUUGAGGAUGAAGCUUCUGAAGGUAACCAUUAUAAUCAAGGAAUUGGGGUAGAUUUAUGAGGGGAAAGUUUCAGGCAACUACACUGUAAAUAUUUGUACUAACUUCUUAAUAACCAAUUAAGUCAGCCAAAACGCUGAUUAGUGGCCGUGUGGGAUGAAUCAAAUGCACGUUUAGGAAUUCAGAGACUAAGCAGCCUUACAGCAUGUGAAAGGGUCUUAACUUCUAAUCAUGUACAGGAGUUAAUUGGAUAGAAAAUUACUAAGGUGUUAUGUGACCUUGGUUGCUGGAAUCUGCCAACAGCCGUUUGUAGCUAAGAAAGCUUCUGUGCAGUGUAAUACUUGUAUUCAGUAUGUCUUUCUUUCGGCAGUAUAACUUUCAUCUUAAUCUGAAGUUUUUGGUUAUUGUGGUUUGUAAGGUGGUACAGUAAAUCUCUGGAGUCAGAACGUUCAUUAUAAAGUUUCUUUUGUAGGUUGGAAUUUUUAAGAACUAGAA
Messenger RNA from Spinacia oleracea (spinach), 2789 nucleotides. RefSeq lists its product as uncharacterized. The coding region runs from base 368 to 2356 and encodes 662 amino acids. Gene Ontology annotation, biological process: lipid catabolic process. The record is from RefSeq and is a predicted model, not a curated record. The transcript is spliced from 8 exons. Lineage: Eukaryota; Viridiplantae; Streptophyta; Magnoliopsida; Caryophyllales; Amaranthaceae.